Molecule: messenger RNA, 517 nt
Organism: Fundulus heteroclitus (mummichog)
Lineage: Eukaryota; Metazoa; Chordata; Actinopteri; Cyprinodontiformes; Fundulidae
Gene: mrpl33
Product: mitochondrial ribosomal protein L33
Exons: 4
Coding region: 100-297 (65 amino acids)
Biological process (GO): translation
Cellular component (GO): mitochondrion; ribosome
Molecular function (GO): structural constituent of ribosome
Source: RefSeq, a predicted model, not a curated record
AAGGACAUUUCUUGCACCGGAUGUACAACUAUUCAAUGUGACCUGACUGGAUUCUGCUUUAUGUCUCUAUCUUCGUGAAGAAGAUUCAAAUUUAAGAAAAUGUUUCUUACCAGCGUGAACUUGGCUAAAGCAAAAUCCAAGAGCAUACUGGUGCAGAUGGUAAGCGCUGCCGGGACCGGAUACUUCUUUAACACGAAGAGGAACCGACUCCGAGAGAAACUGGUGCUGCGGAAACAUGACCCGUUUGUGAACAAGCACGUCUUAUUCUUUGAGAAGAGGAAGAUCAAAUCGAUUUAAUGCACACGACGUACACGGACAGGUUCUGAACAGUUUUAUUUACACGGAUCGUACAAAGCGUUGGCUAGGAGAGAGGAUUCUGAUUGGCUGCUGUUUAAUGGUGGACCCCCCAUCAAGGAUUGAUUAAAAACAUUCGUAGGAGCUCAACACGACGCUGAAGGAUUGGAUGAAGACGAAAGGACCAACACAAAUAUCUGGAUGUAUCAAACAUUUCAAAUUG